GAGCUUACCAUGCGCAUCGCGCACCCUCGUAUAAUCUAGCAUUUCCCCCUUCUUCAACUGCGAAACGACCGCUGCUGCGUUUCCCAGUUAACUGAAGAGCCAUAAUUUUUUUGUUUGCCCUCUUAUCACUUCCUCAACAAUUACGCCAAAUCAGCUCAGCCUGACGUCAACGAAUGCUCUGCUCAAUCUCGACCGGAAAGUCCGGUUCGAACUGGCUGGACCGACUUCGUUCAAGCAAGGGCUUCCCCACCGGCGACAACCUUGACCUCGACCAUUUCCUCGCUAAACCUAACCCUUCCGAUUCUCCAAUCACCAAUGCCUCCAAUUCUCCAAAUUCCAACUCCGAGUCAACUCACUCAUUCGAUAAACAACUCCAGAAUCUGAAGCCACCACGUCCAGAGGUGAUCUCCAGCGAGUCCGCAGGAGACAAAGAAUGGUUCGGUAUAAUGAGCAAUAUGCUCUCGGAGCUCUUCAACAUGGGCGAACAAGCCCAAACCUCCAGAUUUUCCAGGAAAAAAACUUCCAGGAAACAAACAAACCCUAGAAUUUGCAUUAUCAAGACGCCAAACGUUAAUUCUUCCGAGAAACGGAAAGGCAGUUCGGAUAACGUGAGAAAAGACGAAAAUAUCCCCGCUUCAACAACGUCAUUGAAUUCAAGAAAAGAAGCGAAGAGAGAAUCGACAGAAGAGGGCGACGAUAACAACGUGGAAGAAGACGACGAAGCCGAAGAAGAAGAGAAAGAGAAAGGAGAAAAGGAACUGUUAGGGUACUCAAGAAGUGAAGUUACGGUAAUAGACACGAGCAGCGAGGUGUGGAAUGUUGAUAAGCUUAUCUUUAGGAGGAAAAAUAUCUGGAAAGUUAAGGACAAGAAAGGCAAGUCACGCACCUUUGGUAGAAAGAAGAGGAAAGCACCUCCCACUCCUCCAUCAGACGACAACAAUGUUGGUGUUUGCAAUAAGAAGCGAAAGAUUUCGAGUUCGGAGCUUCGGUCGUUGAAGGAAACGAGUGGAAGAAAAUGUGGGUCGCCCACAAAUAAUGAGCAGAAUGCUCCAGGAGACAAAGGGGAAGAAGUUCGCCAUGAGGUACCAAAUGACCUUACCCAAGUUCUUAGAAAGAGAUUGCCUCGGAAAUCGGGGGUGGCGCAUCUGUUAUCUUUAUAAAACCCAUUCCAUCAGGCAAGAAAAAUGGAGCAAAGCUUGCAAAGAAUUGCCUGAAGGACCCUCAAAGGCAAUAUAAGGCUUGAUAAAUCCAUCAAACCAACCAUGGCCAGACUACAUGCCAAUUCUGCAUUUUGAACCUGCAAUUGGUUCUAUUUUAAUUAUACCUUCGCUAUAGAUAGGUGGAAUUGGAAGGCCUAUAUCUGAGGUUGAGGCUAAAGUUGCUCUAAACUUCAAGCCUGUCAGUAUGGCUCUGAUUUCUUGCAGCCAACAGGUGUGAAUGUGUUUAUUAAUUUUGUUCCAUUUCAUCGACCCAUCCAUAACAUUUAUUUUUAUUUGA
This is a messenger RNA of Durio zibethinus, 1497 nucleotides long. RefSeq lists its product as uncharacterized. NCBI's taxonomy places the organism in Eukaryota, Viridiplantae, Streptophyta, Magnoliopsida, Malvales, Malvaceae. The record is from RefSeq and is a predicted model, not a curated record.